ACAUUAUAAGGAACGUUACUUUACUUUAUACUCUUUUGGUUAUUAGUCUGAACUGGUGAGCUAGAAAUUUCAAAUAUAUUAACUGUUUUAUCUUAUGGUAUAAAUAAUUCAAUGAUUGAUGUAAUUAUUUUGAUGCUUCCUAUAGUUGUGUUAUUUACGAAAAAUGUGAAGGGCGAGGAAUAUACAGGAAAUAUAAUGGUGUCUGGACGCUGCCAACACGGAGAGUAUCUCCAGCAUGAAUCGGACUGUCGCAAAUUCUACCUUUGUGAUCAUAGUUUGAAAUAUCUGAUGGUAUGCGGAACUGGUACAGCGUGGAACCCUCCCUUAAGGAAUUGUACUCCAGAAGGAACCGAAAUAAAUUGCAAGACAAAAAUAUUCAGUACCUCAAUGAAAAUUGAACCCACCGAUGAAUCUAGAAACAACUUUAAUAUGAAUAAAACAGAAACGACUACAACACCUGAGAAACUCGUUAGUAUGGAAAAUAAAAAUUAUAUUGAAAAAAUUACUGAAGCAGCGAGAAGGAAGGUCGAAAUAAAUAAUACAACGAACACUACUGCUGUAAACACGAUGAUUAAGAACCAGAUUAAAGAGAGAACUGUUUCAAAAAGUGUGCACGACCCAAAACAGAUGGGAGGAAUCAGUCUUGCAAGGGGUGUAAAGGUCCCCGAAUACAUUACAAUCAGAACUGUAGCUCGAGUACCGAGAACGGCUAAGGACAGGAACGCAAUGGGCACAGGAACAAAUGUGAGAGCCAAUAAACGUGACGUAGAGAAUGAAGAUGACCAAAAGAAAACAGACAUCAAUGUAAAAUUAAAAAUACAUAUCCCUAAGAGGAAAAAAGGAAAAACAAAAAUAAACAUAGAUAUAUCCAUAUUAGAUCUAGGAAGCAAUUGCAUGGCGUGCUCAAAAUCACAUACAAACUCUAAAACCAAAGAAUUACCUGAAAGUACUAGCCACACGGUCACAUCGGAGCUCCCGAACGAGAAUACAGACAGCAAAGUCACGCCAUUCCUUAGAGAGUCUACCGAAAGAACUAUGGGCACUGUCACUAAGAUCAAUGAACAAUCAACCGAGGCAAAUAGUUACACUACAAUCACAAACUCAAAACUGACAUCAGAGAGCACGAUCUACCAUACCACUCCAACCCCAGGGGAAUUAUUUCCAGGCACAAGCAUUAACUCCUCGCCAUCAUCCGAACAAUCAAGUGAAGGUACAACGAGCUAUGUAACACCAACACCUGUACAGUCAACAGAGGAGACAGGUAGCACGAAUACUUCAAACACAGAAGAGUCUACCCAAGUUACAAAUCCUGCUAUAGUCCCAUCCACAGUAGAUUUCACAGAGAGCACAACCAGCUCUCUUGUACCAACCUCACAAGAAUUACCUGAAAGUACUAGCCACACGGUCACAUCGGAACUCCCGAACAAGAAUACAGACAACAACGUCACGCCAUUCCUAGGAGAGGCUACCGAAAGUACUUUAAGCACUGUCACAGGUGAAUUAUUUCCAGGCACAAGCAUUAACUCCUCGCCAUCAUCAGAACAAUCAAGUGAAGGUACAACGAGCUAUGUAACACCAACACCUGUACAAUCAACAGAGAAGACAGGUAGCACGACUACUUCAAACACAGAAGAGUCUACCCAAGUUACAAAUCCUGCUAUAGUCCCAUCCACAGUAGAUUUCACAGAGAGCACAACCAGCUCUCUUGUACCAACCUCACAAGAAUUACCUGAAAGUACUAGCCACACGGUCACAUCGGAACUCCCGAACAAGAAUACAGACGGCAACGUCACGCCAUUCCUUAGCAAGGCUACCGAAAGUACUUUUGGCACUGUCACUAAGAUCAAUGAACAAUCAACCGAGCCAAAUAGUUACACUACAACCACAAACUCAGAACUGACAUCAGAGAGCACGAUCUACCAUACCACUCCAACCCCAAGGGAAUUAUUUCCAGGCACAAGCAUUUACUCCUCGCCAUCAUCAGAACAAUCAAGUGAAGGUACAACGAGCUAUGUAACACCAACACCUGUACAAUCAACAGAGAAGACAGAUAGCACGAAUACUUCAAACACAGAAGAGUCUACCCAAGUUACAAAUCCUGCUAUAGUCCCAUCCACAGUAGAUUUCACAGAGAGCACAACCAGCUCUCUUGUACCAACCUCACAAGAAUUACCUGAAAGUACUAGCCACACGGUCACAUCGGAACUCCCGAACAAGAAUACAGACGGCAACGUCACGCCAUUCCUAGGAGAGGCUACCGAAAGUACUUUAAGCACUGUCACAGGUGACUUAUUUUCAGGUACAAGCAUUAACUCCUCGCCAUCAUCCGAACAAUCAAGUAAAGGUACAACGAGCUAUGUAACACCAACACCUGUACAAUCAACAGAGAAGACAGGUAGCACGACUACUUCAAACACAGAAGAGUCUACCCAAGUUACAAAUCCUGCUAUAGUCCCAUCCACAGUAGAUUUCACAGAGAGCACAACCAGUUCUCUUGUACCAACCUCACAAGAAUUACCUGAAAGUACUAGCCACACGGUCACAUCGGAACUCCCGAACAAGAAUACAGACGGCAACGUCACGCCAUUCCUAGGAGAGGCUACCGAAAGUACUUUAAGCACUGUCACAGGUGAAUUAUUUUCAGGCACAAGCAUUAACUCCUCGCCAUCAUCCGAACAAUCAAGUAAAGGUACAACGAGCUAUGUAACACCAACACCUCUGCAGUCAACAGAGAAGACAGGUAGCAUGACUACUUCAAAUACAGAUGAGUCUACCCAAGUUACAAAUCCUGCUAUAGUCCCAUCCACAGUAGAUUUCACAGAGAGCACAACCAGCUCUCUUGUACCAACCUCACAAGAAUUAUCUGAAAGUACUAGCCACACGGUCACAUCGGAACUCCCGAACAAGAAUACAGACGGCAACGUCACGCCAAUCCUUGGCAAGGCUACCGAAAGUACUUUAAGCACUGUUACAGGUGAAAUAUUUCCAGGCACAAGCAUUAACUCCUUGCCAUCAUCCGAACAAUCAAGUGAAGGUACAACGAGCUAUGUAACACCAACACCUGUACAAUCAACAGAGAAGACAGGUAGCACGACUACUUCAAACACAGAAGAGUCUACCCAAGUUACAAAUCCUGCUAUAGUCCCAUCCACAGUAGAUUUCACAGAGAGCACAACCAGCUCUCUUGUACCAACCUCACAAGAAUUACCUGAAAGUACUAGCUACACGGUCACAUCGGAACUCCCGAACAAGAAUACAGACGGCAACGUCACGCCAUUCCUAGGAGAGGCUACCGAAAGUACUUUAAGCACUGUCACAGGUGAAUUAUUUCCAGGCACAAGCAUUAACUCCUCGCCAUCAUCCGAACAAUCAAGUAAAGGUACAACGAGCUAUGUAACACCAACACCUCUGCAGUCAACAGAGAAGACAGGUAGCACGAAUACUUCAAACACAGAAGAGUCUACCCAAGUUACAAAUCCUGCUAUAGUCCCAUCCACAGUAGAUUUCACAGAGAGCACAACCAGCUCUCUUGUACCAACCUCACAAGAAUUACCUGAAAGUACUAGCCACACGGUCACAUCGGAACUCCCGAACAAGAAUACAGACGGCAACGUCACGCCAUUCCUAGGAGAGGCUACCGAAAGUACUUUAAGCACUGUCACAGGUGAAUUAUUUUCAGGCACAAGCAUUAACUCCUCGCCAUCAUCCGAACAAUCAAGUAAAGGUACAACGAGCUAUGUAACACCAACACCUCUGCAUCAACAGAGAAGACAGGUAGCACGACUACUUCAAACACAGAAGAGUCUACCCAAGUUACAAAUCCUGCUAUAGUCCCAUCCACAGUAGAUUUCACAGAGAGCACAACCAGCUCUCUUGUACCAACCUCACAAGAAUUACCUGAAAGUACUAGCCACACGGUCACAUCGGAACUCCCGAACAAGAAUACAGACGGCAACGUCACGCCAUUCCUAGGAGAGGCUACCGAAAGUACUUUAAGCACUGUCACAGGUGAAUUAUUUUCAGGCACAAGCAUUAACUCCUCGCCAUCAUCCGAACAAUCAAGUGAAGGUACAACGAGCUAUGUAACACCAACACCUGUACAAUCAACAGAGAAGACAGGUAGCACGACUACUUCAAACACAGAAGAGUCUACCCAAGUUACAAAUCCUGCUAUAGUCCCAUCCACAGUAGAUUUCACAGAGAGCACAACCAGCUCUCUUGUACCAACCUCACAAGAAUUACCUGAAAGUACUAGCCACACGGUCACAUCGGAACUCCCGAACAAGAAUACAGACGGCAACGUCACGCCAUUCCUAGGAGAGGCUACCGAAAGUACUUUAAGCACUGUCACUAAGAUCAAUGAACAAUCAACCGAGGCAAAUAGUUACACUACAAUCACAAACUCAGAACUGACAUCAGAGAGCACGAUCUACCAUACCACUCCAACCCCAAGGGAAUUAUUUCCAGGCACAAGCAUUAACUCCUCGCCAUCAUCCGAACAAUCAAGUGAAGGUACAACGAGCUAUGUAACACCAACACCUCUGUACAAUCAACAGA
Messenger RNA from Homalodisca vitripennis (glassy-winged sharpshooter), 4557 nucleotides. RefSeq names its product prostatic acid phosphatase-like. Lineage: Eukaryota; Metazoa; Arthropoda; Insecta; Hemiptera; Cicadellidae. Gene Ontology annotation, cellular component: extracellular region. The transcript is spliced from 4 exons. Gene Ontology annotation, biological process: dephosphorylation. The record is from RefSeq and is a predicted model, not a curated record. Bases 112 to 3831 code for a protein of 1239 amino acids. Gene Ontology annotation, molecular function: chitin binding; phosphatase activity.